AUGGUUUCUUUAUUUGUGCAACUGCAGAGCUCGAACCCAAAGCGCCUCAGGGGAACCCGUUGGCACAAGAAUGCUGGAGCAAAUGGGGACCAAGACACACAGGAAGAAGAAUCCAGGCCCUCUGCAGCCUCUCCUGCAGCUCCUCCCUCAACCUCAAGGAAGCGCAAGCGUGCAGUUCCGCACAUUGCCGUGGGCACCAAGAAUGAUGACAGUCUUGAAGGGCCACACACACGAAGCAUGACCGGCCACCGCAGGCGGCGCCCUCUCUGUGCAGAGGAAAGCACCAACGAGAACAGCGCUGAAGAUGGCAUGCCUGAGGGAAGUGCUGAACGCUUGUGUGCGCCUGAUUCUGAAGAGCCCGAGGGUGAUGGUACAAGGAAAAGCACUGGUGACCUCUCUGAUGGUGAUGCUCCCACUGAUCACCCAUCAACGCCCACGAAGUACAUGAGGAGAAAUGCCAGUGGUCAUAAAGGACCUGCACAACUUACAACUGCAGCAGAGGCAGGGAAGGGUCGAGUGGUGUUGGAAACGGGGGCCGAUUUCAACUUGUGUGAUGACGAUGCGAAGAUGGAUGUCUAUCUCCUGACGGCAGCAACUGCCCAGCAGUGCAAGGUGGAGUGCCAUGCCACGCCUUGGGGAGCACUACACACCUUCCUCCCAGGACCAAAGAGGACAUCUGGGGAUGCUGCCUUCCACCUGGUCAAGGCAGAUGGCAGUGAUGCUUCCCUUGUGACUCUGGACAAUCACAAGUCUCUCGCUGGACAGGGUGUGAAGCCUGGCAGCAGAAUCGUUGUCCACCUUCUGGCAGCUGACAGGGACCCUGCACAAGAGGAACUAGAGCACAGGGUGGACAAAAACUGUGCAGCUACAAGCAGUGACAUUCCAUCUCCUUCCAGCGGCGAUGGGCAGCAACAGCAUCAACUGCCACUGGCCACGGUGGGGAGGGCGGCUGGCCAGUUGGCUCAAGCAACAGGGAACCGACCUCGGCGUGCCUGGACAAAUGAAGAGGUGGAGGCACUUGCACGUGGCAUUGACAUGUAUGGCGGGAGCAGGUGGAGUGACAUACAGGCCUCCAGCAGUGUACUGGAGGACAGGACUCCCAUGCAGUUGAAGGACAAGUGGCGCAACAUCCAGAAAGUAGUCAAUAAGGAAGUGUAUGCACGCACGCAGCAGUUUCAUGGCGAACUUCUGAACUUGUUGCGUAGACUGUGUCGGUAG
Molecule: messenger RNA, 1218 nt
Organism: Ostreobium quekettii
Lineage: Eukaryota; Viridiplantae; Chlorophyta; Ulvophyceae; Bryopsidales; Ostreobiaceae
Source: the annotation of a GenBank genome assembly